Molecule: messenger RNA, 4808 nt
Organism: Conger conger (European conger)
Lineage: Eukaryota; Metazoa; Chordata; Actinopteri; Anguilliformes; Congridae
Gene: calcoco2
Product: calcium binding and coiled-coil domain 2
Exons: 14
Coding region: 147-1850 (567 amino acids)
Source: RefSeq, a predicted model, not a curated record
GAUGGAUUUGCCCUGAAUUCACAAGUCGGCAUUCCGAAGUUGGAGUGACGUUCUAUUGCACUUUUCCUCGUCGGAGAUCGGAAAACGCAGCAUACAACCUAAGUCUUUCUGCGUAGUUGCUUCUGUAACGUCCACUGGAACCAGCGAUGAGUCAGCGAGCUGAAGGGCCUCCGACAUCUAACGUCAUGGAAGUAUCAAUUUACUCCCAAGUUGUUUUCAACAAAGUUCCUCAGUCUUAUAUUCCAAAUGCCCCCGUGAAAUGCUGCUAUGAAGUGACUGCAGCAAUCGAACCGCACCGUAGAGACUGGGUGGGAAUAUUUAAGGUUGGCUGGAGCACCACAAGGGAUUACUACACCUUUGUGUGGGCGGCACCAUGCUCUAACACUGAGGGGGAGGAGCCAGUGGAACAGCAUGUGAUAUUUGAUGCGUAUUACCUGCCCAAGGAGGAUGGAGAGUUCUAUCAGUUCUGCUUUGUGGAUAGCAGCGGUCAGGUGAGGGGUGCCAGUAUCCCAUUUCGCUUCGAGAGCCCAGUCGAAUCCAGCCUGGAUUACAGCAUGGAAAAUGACCUGCUGGUGGUCACUACACAGGAUCAGGUAGACCAGGUGGAGAAAGAUAAAGAGGAUCUACACAAAGAGAUGGAGAAACAGAAGGAGCUCAUCGAGAACCUCAGUGCUGAGCUCAAUGAAAGACUGUUGGAGAUCAGGUGCCUCACGGAAUCCAAUGUGGAGUUGGGUGAGUCUGUGAAGCGGUUGGAGCUGGAGCAGGCCGAGAGGGCGAGGGAGACCGAAGAGGAGCAAGAGCCAAUAGCCCAGAACACUGUGGGUCUGGAGGAAUCACAGAGAGAGAGGGAGGUGCUCCAACAGAGUGUAUCCACCUGGCAGGACAAGUAUCAUCAAGCAAUGACCGAAAUUGAUCAGCUGAAGCAAGAGCAGGGAGAGCUGAAAGAAAGGAUUGUAACACAGGAGGCUGAGAUCACACAGCUAAGUUCCAGCAUAAGGGAAAUGGAGCAGAAGAAUCAGCAGAACCUUGAGGAGCUGCAGACACAGCGUGAUCACAUCAUACUGUUGCAGGUGGACCUCCAGAGCAGCCAGAAAGAGACUAUGAAGCUGGCAGGGGAACUGCAGUCACUGCAUGAACAGGCAGAGGUGGCAGAAGGACUGUGUCGUGAGAAUCAGGCCCUGCAGAGGACCCUGUCCGAACAGGAUGGAAAGGACAGAGAAGAUCUUGAGAAGCAGCUACAGGAGUUGAAAAAAGAGCUGAGCAAGGAGAGACAGAGGAGUGAGGAGGCACACAGUCAGACAGACCAAGCCCUUCAGGAGCUGCAGGAAGCAAAGGAAAAACUGGAAAACAGCCUCAAAGACUUUCAGGAGAAGGACCAGCUGAGCAACAAACUAGAGAAACAGCUGAUGGAAAUACAAAAGAACCUGGAUGAACAAGUGAAUACGGCAGCAAUUAUGAGAGGCGAGAAGGAGGAGCUGUCCCAGGACAAUCAGGAACUGAAGAGAACUAUUGCAAAACUGCAUGAAGAGCUGGCCCAGCUCAAGGCCUUGUCUACCCCUUCUUCCAUUUCCUUUCAAUACCCUAACCCUUACUCUCCAUCACAUGUUGCCGUUGGCACCCAGAACCCAGGUGAUGACCCACUCCUCCCCUUUGAAACAUUGAGACCAGCAACUUCAAGCACAGAGGACACGCUGAUGGUGUGCCGAUAUUGCCAAGAGAUCUUCCCAGAUAUCAGGCAGGUGGAGCUGCAGCAGCAUGAGGAAAGCCACAAGGUGUGCCCCUUCUGCACACUUAUCUGCGACUCCAUGGAUCAGCACGGCUUUGAGGAGCAUGUCUACAGCCAUGAGUAGGGUGAUGUUCUUGAGGGGCAUCACUGCAACCUGAGUAACUGCAUUAAAGUAGAACCUCAGCGAUGCAAACCCUUAAGGAAUGGAAGUCAUGCAGAGCCUGAUGUUUUAAGAGGCCCACAUUUUGUAACUGUAAAUGGUGUUAUAGCUACAAAAUGGCAAAUAGAACAUACAAAUUUGAUUAUUUGCUUAGCAGAAUUUGCUUUCCAGAAAAUGAGCUAUGGGUAAAAAUACAAAUUAAGCAACCCCACAAUGCUGGCGUAGCAAAGCCCCUCUCUUGGGACUUGAAUCCAAGCAGGUGGGGUCUAGCAACAGGAGUGUGUUUGACAACCAGUUAAUGGGGGCCCAGAUUGAUACAUAGUGAAACAUGAGGAUUAUUGCAUUUUAGUUUACUUAUUAAUGAAGGAAGGGAUAAUCCAGGGUAUGCAGUUAUUUUAUUUUAAUUAUUUAAUAACUUUAGUGUUUGCCUUUGCAUAUUUUUUAAGCCAGUUGCCAAAUCAUCUGGGAUAGCUGGCUAGAGUAUAAAUUUAGAACCGUGAACAGACCAGUUUUACUGGAACUGCUUGUACAGUUUAAACACAAACACUUUCAGCCAGUCAGAAUUGAGUUUUCACCCAGACCAUGGUAUAAAUGAAUUCAAAGAAAUAUUCGAAAAUGAUUGUUGGAAGUUAUAAAUAAUGCUAUUUAAUGGCAUACUAUGCACAAUUUCUUUCCUUGCAUCGCUCCUGUGCUUACAAUCCAUGGUCAGAGAGAUACAUUGCAUUUUUCAUUAAUAUUUCCCAAUAUUCUAAAAACAAACAUGGAGUCGUUUACUUUCAUUCUGGACAUUUUUGCUAUCAGCAAAAACUGCCCCAUGACUAAAAUUCUGCUGUUUCCACCCGGACAACAAUACAGAGACACCAAAUAUAUCGUUUCCAUGGUUACAUGCACACGAAGAGGGCCCAAGGCACUGAACCAAAGAUUUAGCAGGAUGGCCCAUAGGCUGGGCUCUUUGUAGGAAGCCUCUUCAGCUAGGUAGUUCAAUACAGACUCAAGAGAGAUAACCGGAGAGUGAGAGAAAGAAAGACAGGUAAAGAGGGAAAAAAAUGCAUUAUAAAAUGCUGUUGCAUUGUGCUUAUUAUUUAUCUAUUUUCAUACUGUAAAAGUCACCAGAAUGCAGGAAACAUCUCCCUAUUUCUGAGGUCCCAGGGUCAGCAAGUAUGCUGAUAGCAAAAACUUCCAGAAUGAAAGUAAACGACUCCAAGUUUGUUUUUAGAAUAUUGGGAAAUAUUAAUGAAAAAUGCAAUGUAUCUCUAUGACCAUGGAUAUUGUUCUGUAGUAGUCAAGCUGCAGUCAUAUCUGGAGAAGAAUACAGAACAUAGAUGGGAUUGUAGGAUUUUCUGUAUUUUAAAACAUAUUUUUUGAAGCCUAAAUUUCCCACUAUAACAAUUCACAAAACUGUAGGGGCAUGUGGGUAUGGGAACUGUCAAUUAGCUAUGAUUAACAGACCGUGCUCCCACUUUCCACACGUUCUAACUAGCAAACUUAGGAUAUCAACUCUCGAUAUCUAAGGUAAGGAUGCUGACUUAUCGAAUUAUAAUUUUUCUUUAAGUUGUUACUUUGUAAAAUACCGGACACACAGCAAAUUCUCAGGACCUCAUGGCCAGCCAGCUUAUUUUUCUAAACAUAAUUUAAUUGUGUUGGCUAAUAACACCACCGACCUAACCUUACCUAUCACUACCUAGCCACUUGGUUAACAGUUAGCCACCAAGGUGACCCUCGCUCUCACCAACCCAUCUGUACCACUGUAGUAGCCAAUCAAUACAUGGUUCCAUUCAUGCUCCUCCUUCUUAUAUUGGCCAUUGACCGUGCUUUUCAGAUACAGCCCACAAAGAAAAAAAGGGUCAUGCUAAGAAACAUCCCACUCACUUUUUUGAUUAACAAAUACAGCAAGGACUGGGCAGAAGUGAACACAGACACAGAUUGCAGAGAGCAUGGUUGUUUUAUAAUAUUUUCAAGGUAAAUAUUCUGCAUAGUAUGCCUUUACAUGAAUAUAAAAUCAGUGUUUUUCCCCUUAUUAUCUACUGUAAAAUAUAAAACAGAAAGUUACAAGACUAGUGCUAAAUUCAGAGAGGGAGAAUUAAAGCUAGAUGAGUGAAAUUCGUGCAACAAAAUUACAUCGCAUCUUGUAAUCUAGCAGCUAAAAUGUAAUGAAAUUAAUUUUAUGGUAGUGCAUGUUUACUUUAAUAAUAAUCAUAAUUAAGACAAUUCUGCUACAGAUUAUGUGGAUUUCUUCUAGGAUUAUGUGUUAAUGCUCAUUUUGACAAGCAUCCAUUAAACUAUUAGCCAAAUUUGUAUGACCUCAACAUUCAAAAUCAAAUGAAAUAAAUAGGAGAUAUCAUGAAAACUUUUUUUGUGUGUAAGCUUUCCAAAGGACAUCAUAACAUUGCAUAAUAACGAGUGAACAGAUAAUAAUUAUAUUUUUAAACAGACACUGAACAGGAGGUUAUUAUGAAUACAUCCUAUUUCAGUUGAUUACAGAGAAAAUGAAAGAAGGAAGAUUAAUGUUCAGUUUUGCACCAGUGAAAAAGACCAAUAGAAUGUAUUUGUUGUAUAAUAUGGAGCUUGAAAAGGUGUAAUUGAUUCUACUUCUGCGUGUAUGAGGCCUUCUCACAUGCAUACAUUAUAUUCUCACUCUCACAUUCAUUGUACUCUCACAUACAUAUAUUCCCACUCUCAAAUACAUAUGUUUUCACUGUAUCACUUUAAUUGGAAUGAGCUGGAGAGGCAUUGCAUGCUCGGGAUAAGUAGGCUAUGGUUAUGCACUUUACAGGUUUCUUCUUUUUGGUCUGUCCACGGUUUAAUUUUGUUUUGAUGUCUUAUAAUGUUGUUUCUAUGUUGUUUUAAUUUCACACAAUGUUUUAUUGUUGUUGUUGUGUGCAAGACAAAUUCCCUUUAGGGCAAUAAAGUUUUUCAAAUCAA